Molecule: messenger RNA, 1390 nt
Organism: Myotis myotis
Lineage: Eukaryota; Metazoa; Chordata; Mammalia; Chiroptera; Vespertilionidae
Exons: 5
Coding region: 60-674 (204 amino acids)
Source: RefSeq, a predicted model, not a curated record
AGGCACUCUGACUAAGUGGAAACACCCAGGUCCGUGGGAACUGAUCUCACCUCUCCAGAAUGUGGGCAGACGGGACAAAGACGAGCAGUGCCCAAGGGACCACAGAAGGGACUGCGGUAGCCCCGGCGGCUUUGGGAAAGAAUGGAGUUCCCGGUAUUUCUGGCCGGCACGCGCCUCCUGCUUUUGACAAGGGACAAGGGAGAAGGGGGAAGGUCCUGGCUUGGCAAGGACGUGGCCCGCCUCCAGGGGGAUCCGGCGGAGCCAGCGGUGACAGCGGAAGGGCAUGUGGACAGAGUGACUCACUUUCCAGGAGGGGUGGAGACAGCGCCCUCCCCGCCUUCCAGGGAAUUGGAUACACACUCGGAGGAGGCGAGGAAGAGGCGAGGGCACACAAAGGCACUAAGAAGAAGACGUUGAGCAUCCAUCGACCCUGGACCAAGAAGUCGAUUCCAGAAGAAGAAGACGGCCAUGUGAACAUGGAGACAAAGUCAAGAAAUGACAAGGAUUGCCAGAAGUCACAGGAUUCUCUCCCAGAGCCUUUGGAGGGAGUGUGGCUUCGCCAACACCUUGAAUUUGGACAGUACCUUUCUGUGGUUUUAAGCCACCCCAUCUGUGGUUGUUACAGCAGCUUUGGGAAACUAAUACCAGCGCAACCUCAGGUUUCUGUCCACUAGAUAACAACGCCCCCCCUCUCCCCCCCCCCCCCCGCCUCGGUUAUAACAGACAAAAAUGUCUCCAGAUUGUCCCUCCCCUAGGCCCUACCCCCAGCCACUGCUCUCACAGGGUGGAUAGGACGAGAAGAGCCGAGUGGGAUGAACCUGGGCUUGAAUUCCAGCCCCACCCGGAAUAGCUACGUGACCUGGAGAAAGUUGCUCAACUUCUCUGCAGCUCCGUCUCCUCCCGAGUGACAUGGGGGUUGAGAAGGUACCAGCAUCUCCUCGAACCACCAGGCCGAUGCCGUGAGAUAAGGUGUGGGACGUGCUCAGCUCAGCACGGCGUCUGGCGCGUAGGUAGCGCUCAGUAAAUAGAAUCUCAAACAACCGUUGUGAUACGUGUUUUUAUUGAGCAACAAUAUUACCCGAGUGAUGAUAAAUAUGUUAGGAAAUAACAAUGGCAAUUGGCAGUGCUGUUCUUUAAAGCUCGCAAGCUGAGUCAGGUUUCCACGUGAUCAUCCACUAUGAAUGGCUGCCAGACAGACCGGCCAGGAGCUGCUUCUCAGAAGGCAUGACAUUUCCUGCUGUGGACCGCGUGGUCUUUCCCCACAGUUCCAGGUAUUGCACUAUGAUUCCCCUGGAUCCUCCUUAAAGCUGUGUUGGAAUGAACCCCGUGAAUCACAGAAGGACGCCUCAAGAAGUCGAAUUAAAGAGUCACAUUUAUUGCAAUCUGGGAC